Messenger RNA from Dryobates pubescens (Downy woodpecker), 297 nucleotides. Its product is annotated as feather keratin 1. The record is from RefSeq and is a predicted model, not a curated record. Lineage: Eukaryota; Metazoa; Chordata; Aves; Piciformes; Picidae. The transcript has a single exon. Gene Ontology annotation, molecular function: structural constituent of cytoskeleton. Bases 1 to 297 code for a protein of 98 amino acids. Gene Ontology annotation, cellular component: intermediate filament.
AUGUCCUGCUACGAUCUGUGCCGUCCCUGCGGGCCGACCCCGCUGGCCAACAGCUGCAACGAGCCCUGUGUCAGGCAGUGCCAGGACUCGCGGGUGGUGAUCCAGCCCUCCCCUGUGGUGGUCACCCUGCCGGGACCCAUCCUCAGCUCCUUCCCGCAGAACACCGCCGUUGGAUCCUCAGCCUCUGCAGCUGUGGGCAGCAUCCUGAGUGAGGACGGAGUCCCCAUCAGCUCCGGGGGCUUUGGCCUCUCCGGCCUUGGUGGCCGCUACUGCGGCAGGCGGUGCCUGCCCUGCUAG